AAAAAAAGGUAACUGUUGCUUCCGGAACCACAAGUGCAACAUCCGCUAGAUGCAGCAGAAGGGUAAAGUGCGAUCCUGUUGGCCGGUCAACAUAAGGGAAAGCGCGUCGUUCUGCUGAUGGCCCUGAAGUCGGGUCUGCUGCUGGUGACCGGUCCUUUUGCCCUGAACAACUGUCUGGUUCGUUGUGUCUCGCAGAACUAUGUCAUUGCGACCAAGACCCGCGUCGAAGCACAUCAACGACGGCCACUUCCGUCGGGCAUGCAAAAGAAAACCAGCCACAUCGAGAAGGACAUCUUCAAAAGGUACGUGCCGUCGGAGCAGUGCAAGGCCGACCAGAAGAACGUCGACGAGGAGGUCCUGAAGGCCAUCAAGGUACACCCAGAAGCCAGGGGGAUCCGCCGGUACCUCAGACGAUGUUUUCCCUGUCAUCGUCAUGUGCAGCACCAGUCUGAGAAUUUCGCGGGUCAACGGAGACUCAGCAUCACAAACAACCCAAAUGCAUCGUUAAGUAAGUACAUUCCGUAUUGCAAAAAUCACCAGAUAAGAUUUAAUUUCCACUACAAAAAUUAAAUUGCUUUUGAGAAUUCAAUUUUGCCCCGUUGAAUCUAGAUUUCGAUUCUAUUUUCAAACACUUUUUUC
Messenger RNA from Culex pipiens pallens (northern house mosquito), 639 nucleotides. Its product is annotated as 60S ribosomal protein L6-like. Gene Ontology annotation, cellular component: cytosolic large ribosomal subunit; ribosome. The transcript is spliced from 2 exons. NCBI's taxonomy places the organism in Eukaryota, Metazoa, Arthropoda, Insecta, Diptera, Culicidae. The record is from RefSeq and is a predicted model, not a curated record. Gene Ontology annotation, biological process: ribosomal large subunit assembly; cytoplasmic translation. Bases 118 to 570 code for a protein of 150 amino acids. Gene Ontology annotation, molecular function: RNA binding; structural constituent of ribosome.